AUGAUCGCCGUCGGGGGGGCGGUGCUCACCCUCUACGCCGCGCGCGAUAUCUACUUCGCCCUCGACGAGCCCUCCUCCCUCAUCGCCCCAAUCGCCAUCGCCCUCUGCGUGAUUGCAAUCGUCGGCCCUCUACUGACUUGCGGCUACGGCUGCUUCUCUCGCCGCACGUACCUCGCAUCGACUCCGUACUCCUCUGGCGUAUACGCGAGGCGCAGCCCGUCGGGAAGCUCGACGGUGGAGGCUCUCAAGGCGGUGGAAGGAGACGACGAGAGCGGGAGGCUCUCGCCGAGGUCCCACUACCUCAAGGACCCAAGCAAUGACCCGGCGCUGCGGGGCGGCGGCGACGCGAUUACGCCGGGGGAGAGGAGAGGCUGCAGCAGCUGUGGUGGCUGCGCCAGAGAGGCCGUGUACGUGCUCUUCCUCGCAAUGUUACACCUCCUCACCAUUGGCGCCGUCGUGAUUGGCGUGGCGGCGCUUCUCACUGCCGGCACAGGAUAUGCCGUCUCGCUAUCGGGCCACGACGGCUGCGACGCCCUCGGCGACGCCUUUGACAGCCUCGAUGGACUCUCUGCAGUCGUGAACCCUUCACUGUCCGGUGCGUUUGGUGCGGCGGACGGCAACGGCACCCUCGCUGUCGUGCAACCUCUCUGUGAGGCGGUGGGGGCAGUGGAGGCUGGCGACGGGCUCGCGGAGUGCGCGUUGCUGGAUGCGGGCAUCGGCAUCGCCGCAUGGGUUCUCAGCCUCUGGCCCCUGCAGUGGGACGGCCUUGAUGACCUCGCUCACGAGAUCGGUGGCGCCUGCGCCACCCUGUCGACGUCGCUAGCCUCAUUCUCCUACUCGCGCUAUUUGAUGCUGGGGCGGGCGCACCGGCUCAAGCGGGAGCGGGCGGCGCGAGAGCAGGACGCGGCGGCCGUGUCGAUCCAAAAGCACGUGCGUGGGAGUCGGUCUGAGUUUUUCAUAAGUCUAUCAGACAAGUGA
Molecule: messenger RNA, 978 nt
Organism: Emiliania huxleyi CCMP1516
Lineage: Eukaryota; Haptophyta; Isochrysidales; Noelaerhabdaceae
Exons: 3
Coding region: 1-978 (325 amino acids)
Source: RefSeq, a predicted model, not a curated record